Molecule: messenger RNA, 1071 nt
Organism: Saxophila tyrrhenica
Lineage: Eukaryota; Fungi; Ascomycota; Dothideomycetes; Mycosphaerellales; Extremaceae
Exons: 5
Coding region: 1-1071 (356 amino acids)
Molecular function (GO): metallopeptidase activity
Source: RefSeq, a predicted model, not a curated record
AUGCGUCUCAUCGCUCCCUUCUUCAUCGCAACCUCGCUCGUUGGCCGCAUAGCGCACGCUCAAAUCGGAGGAGGAAUUGCAAUAUUGACCGAAGAGCUCGUAGUUGAUACAUUGGAACGUUUCUUCCCCGAUCGUGACGACAUCCCGACAACAGGGUUUGGAGGCUGCGAUGCCAGCCAGGUCAUCUUCAUUACACAGACUGUCCGAGAAGUACAAACCGCCGCGCGAGCAGCUAUUGAUGCCAUCAGGCGGCCAGUUGGGGAAAUGCCGCAGGUCGACAACCUCUACAGCGCGCUGUGGGCCUUGAGUGAUGGGAAUGGCGGAAGAGAUUAUGUGGAUGCCGGGCUUCUCGUGGCUAGGUACCAAAGCUUGCUGGACUUGGAACCCCUGGUUGAUCCCACAAGAAGAAACGUCAUUUUCCACUGUGAUGACAAACUUUUCGAGACACUGCGGCUGAAUGGAAUCGACAACAGCCUUCAGGACCACAGCUCGGCGGGAGGAUGCUCUUCGCAGGCUGGGGGACUUGCGUUCACUCAGAUUGCCAACAGCUUCUUCCGGCAGAACGGUGCACCACAUCUGACGGGGGCACAUGUCGUCCUCUGUGACCCAUUUUUCGAUCAACCAAGUCUGGACGCGGUGAAUCGUGCAUUUACAUGCGAGACGGCGUUUACUCACGGAAGUGUAAAAGGGGUCGAAAACAGCGCAUUCGGAACACUCAUGCAUGAGCUGGCGCACGCACUCAUAGGUGUCCCUGGAAGAGACCUUGCCAAUGGUAUCAGCAGCGAGGUCUACGGCAUUCGCAACGCCCUGGGCUACGGACAAGAGACUCUCGCGAACGCGAUAUUCGGUGAUCCCUCCAACAUCGCAGACAAUUAUCACAUUUUCGCAACGCUGGUGCUGUCGAGAAACAUCAAGUUCGAUUGGAGCAACCAAGGGAUUGCAAUACGUCCGGUCAGCGAAGACCUGGAUGAGAACGAGGCUGUGAAGCAGAAAAUCAAAGCCAUCAACGAGUGUGUGGAUGAACCUGAUAACAACGACGCGGGCUUGACGCGCAUCCCUGUUCCACCGUGA